Molecule: messenger RNA, 3192 nt
Organism: Carlito syrichta (Philippine tarsier)
Lineage: Eukaryota; Metazoa; Chordata; Mammalia; Primates; Tarsiidae
Gene: NLRP12
Product: NLR family pyrin domain containing 12
Exons: 10
Coding region: 1-3192 (1063 amino acids)
Biological process (GO): negative regulation of inflammatory response; positive regulation of MHC class I biosynthetic process; cellular response to cytokine stimulus
Cellular component (GO): cytoplasm
Molecular function (GO): protein binding
Source: RefSeq, a predicted model, not a curated record
AUGCCUCUCUCCGCGGCCAGGGCCGGCCUCUGCCGCCUGUCCAGCUACUUGGAAGAGCUCGAGGCCGUGGAGCUGAAGAAAUUCAAGCUGUACUUGGGGACAGCGACCGGGCUGGGAGGGGCCACCAUCCCCUGGGGCCGCAUGGAGCUGGCCGGCCCACUGGACAUGGCCCACUUGUUGACUGCCCAUUUCGGGGCAGAGGAGGCCUGGCAGCUGGCGCUCCGUGUGUUUGAACGAAUCAACAGAAGAGACCUGUGGGAGAGGGGACAGAGAGAGGACCUGGUGAGGGAUUCGCCACCUGGGGGCCCACCGUCACUUGAGAGUCAGUCAGCACGCCCUCUGGAAGUCUCCCUGGGCACUUCAAGAAAAGACCCCCAGGAAGCCUACAGAGACUACAUCCGCAGGAAAUUCCGGCUGAUGGAAGACCGCAAUGCCCGCCUGGGAGAAUGUGUCAACCUCAGCCACCGCUACACCCAGCUCGUGCUGGUGAAGGGACACUCCAGCCCCAUGCGGGCCCAGCAGAAGCUCCUGGACAUGGGCCAGGGACCUGGGAGGACUGCGGGCCCCCAGGCCAGCCCCAUCCAGAUGGAGACCCUCUUCGAGCCGGAUGAAGAGCGGCCGGAGCCCCCGCACACUGUGGUCUUGCAGGGGGCGGCCGGCAUCGGGAAGACCAUGCUGGCCCACAAGCUGAUGCUGGACUGGGCCGACGGGAAGCUCUUCCGGGGCCGAUUCGAUUAUCUCUUUUACAUCAACUGCAGGGAGCUGAACCAGAGUGCAGCUGAGCGCAGCGUCCGGGACCUGAUCUCCGGCUGCUGGCCUGAGCCUGGCGCGCCCAUCACAGAGCCACUCCAGGCCCCUGGACGCCUGUUGUUCAUUGUGGAUGGCUUCGACGAGCUCAAGCCGUCCUUCCACGACCCCCAGGGCCCGUGCUGCCUGUGCUGGGAGGAGAGACGGCCCACAGAGCUUCUCCUGGGCAGCCUGAUCCGGAAGAGGCUGCUGCCUGAGCUGUCUCUGCUCAUCACCACGCGACCCACGGCCCUGGACAAGCUGCACCGUCUGUUAGAGCAUCCCAGGCACGUGGAGGUCCUGGGCUUCUCUGAGGCAGAGCGGCGUGAGUACUUCCACAAGUUCUUCGAGGACGCAGAGAGGGCCGGCCACGCCUUCAGCUUGGUGAAGCACAACGAGCCCCUGUUGGCCAUGUGCUUUGUCCCCAUGGUGUGUUGGGUCGUGUGCACCUGUCUCAAGCAGCAGCUGGAGGGCGGGGGGCUGCUGAGACAGACGUCCGGGACCACCACGGCGGUGUACACCCUCUACCUCCUGAGCCUGAUGCGGCCCAAGCCGGGGACGCCGCCCCCCCGGCCCCCACUCAACCAGAGGGGCCUGUGCUCCCUGGCCGCCGACGGGCUCUGGGGUCAGAAGAUGCUCUUUGACGAGGAGGAUCUCCGGAGACACGGCCUGGACGGGGCGGACGUGUCCGCCUUUCUCAACAUGAACAUCUUCCAGAAGGAUAUCCACUGCAAGAAGUAUUAUAGUUUUAUCCACCUGAGCUUCCAGGAGUUCUUCGCGGCCGUGUACUACGUCCUAGACGGGGGCGGGGAGUCUGGGUCUGGCCCUGAUCCCAGUGUGGCCAGGCUGCUGGCCGACUAUGGGUUUUCGGGAAGAAGCUUCCUGGCGCUCACCGUGCGCUUCCUGUUCGGUUUCCUGAAUGAGGAAACCAGCACCUGCUUGGAGAAAGGUCUCUGCUGGAAGGUCUCGCCUCACCUCCGGGAGGAACUCCUGGCUUGCAUCCAAAGCAAAGCCCGCAGCGAGGGCGCCACCCUGCAGCAGGGCGCCCUGGAGCUUCUUGGCUGCUUGUACGAGACCCAGGAGGAGGGCUUCGUCCGGCAGGCCCUGAGCCAUUUCCAAGUGGUCGUGGUCAGCGACGUCGCCUCCCAGAUGGAACACAUGGUGGCCUCAUACUGCGUGAAGAACUGCAAGAGCAUCCUGGUGCUGCACCUGUACGGGGCCUCCUACAGCGAAGACGAGAAGGAUGAGGGGAGAGGGACGUCGGGACCCCAGACACUGCCAGGGCCACCGCUGGAAGAGAGGAACAUUCUCCUGGACACCUACAGCAAGCACCUGGCAGCGGCCCUCUGCACCAACCCCAACCUGAUAGAACUGGCUCUGUACCGUAAUGCCCUGGGCAGUCGGGGGGUGAAGCUGCUGUGUCAGGGACUCGAACACCCCAACUGCAAACUACAGAACCUGAGGCUGAAGCGGUGCCGUGUCUCCAGCUUGGCCUGCCGGGAUCUUGCAGCAGCUCUGAUGGCCAAUAGGAAUCUGCUCAGGAUGGAUCUGAGUGGGAACAGCCUUGGCCUGACAGGCAUGAGGCUGCUCGCGGAGGGACUCCGACACCCCAAGUGUGGGCUACAGAUGAUCCAGCUGAGGAAGUGUCAGCUGGAGACCGGGGCUUGCCAGGAGAUCGCGUCAGUGCUUAGCACCAGCCGACACCUGGUGGAGCUGGACCUCACGGGAAAUGCCUUGGAGGACACAGGCCUUAGGCUGCUGUGUCAGGGACUGAGGCACCCAGUCUGCAGACUACGGACCUUGUGGUUGAAAAUCUGCCACCUCACCGUGGGUGCCUGUGAGGAUCUGGCCUCCACCCUCAGUGUGACCCGGAGCCUGAUGGAGCUUGACCUGAGUCUGAAUGACCUGGGGGACCCUGGGGUGCUACUGCUGUGUGAGGGCCUCAAGCAUCCGGCAUGCAAACUCCAGACGCUGCGGUUGGGCAUCUGCCGCCUGGGCUCUGCCGCCUGUGAGGGUCUCUCCGCUGUGCUCCAGACCAACCCCCACCUCCGGGACCUGGAUCUGAGUUUCAAUGACCUGGGAGACUGGGGCCUCUGGCUGCUGGGGGAGGGGCUGCGGCACCCUACCUGCAGACUCCAGAAGCUGUGGCUGGAUAGCUGCGGCCUCACAGCCAAAGCUUGCAAAGACCUUUCUUCCACUCUGGGGACCAGUCAGUCCUUGACCGAGCUGUAUCUCACCCACAAUGCCCUGGGGGACACAGGUGUCCAGCUGUUAUGCAAGAGGCUCAGCCACCCAGGCUGCAAACUUCGAGUCCUCUGGCUCUUUGGAAUGGAUCUGACUGAAAUGACCCACCGACGGCUGGCGGCCCUGCGUGCCAGAAAGCCCCACUUGGACAUCGGCUGCUGA